Molecule: messenger RNA, 2446 nt
Organism: Nelumbo nucifera (sacred lotus)
Lineage: Eukaryota; Viridiplantae; Streptophyta; Magnoliopsida; Proteales; Nelumbonaceae
Product: MLO-like protein 6
Biological process (GO): defense response
Cellular component (GO): membrane
Source: RefSeq, a predicted model, not a curated record
UCAGCCUUUUGUAUAUAAACAGUUACAGACUCAGAGUUUUCGUCUACCGCCAUUAACCUCCUUCUUACUAGUACAGAAACACCUUCCUCCCCCUCUUUUAUGUUCCAACUGCCACUGCAUGCAGUCAGUCCCAGAGCUUACUCUGCAACCAUUUCUCUCUGGAUUUAGUCGUCGAACCAGUGCUAGUGCCCUAGUUCCGCUACUUUCAAGACUGCCACGGAAAGUUGAGUUGAGUACCUGUGGACGGAGUGGCAAGGAAAGGUUUAAAUAGAAAAAAUCCCGAAGGAUGGCCGGAGCAGGAGGUGGUCGUUCUUUGGAGGAAACGCCGACAUGGGCAGUUGCCGUUGUCUGUUUCUUGCUGGUCCUCAUUUCGGUUAUCAUUGAGCAUAUCAUUCACCUCAUUGGAAAAUGGUUAACAGCUAAACACAAGCGAGCCCUAUACGAAGCGCUGGAAAAGAUCAAAUCUGAGCUUAUGCUGCUGGGGUUCAUAUCCUUGCUGCUUACGGUAGGACAAGGAAUCAUCUCUGAGAUUUGUAUACCAGAGAAGGUAGGAAGAACUUGGCAUCCAUGUAGUAAGAAGCAAGAGGAAGCCAAGGAAGAAGAGAGUUCGGAAGAGCACCGCCGGAGACUUCUAGCGAUACCAGAUUCUGUUGGAAGUGUCCGUCGUGUCUUAGCCGGAGGAGGAACCGACAAAUGUGCAGAAAAGGGCAAAGUACCAUUUGUGUCGGCCGAUGGAAUUCACCAGCUUCACAUCUUCAUUUUUGUUUUGGCUGUUUUCCAUGUGCUCUACUGCAUCAUCACCAUGGUUCUGGGUAGAGCUAAGAUGAGAAGAUGGAAGGCGUGGGAGAAAGAAACAAGAACGGUGGAAUACCAGUUCACCCAUGAUCCGGAGAGGUUCAGAUUCGCAAGGGACACGUCCUUCGGUCGAAGGCACUUGAAUUUCUGGAGCAAGACUCCUGUUCUCCUCUGGAUCAUUUGUUUUUUCAGACAAUUUGUUAGAUCGGUUCCGAAGGUUGAUUACCUGACACUGCGACAUGGGUUCAUCAUGGCACAUUUGUCACCUCAAACUCAUGCUCAAUUUAACUUCCAGAAGUACAUCAACCGAUCACUUGAAGAGGAUUUCAAGGUGGUUGUUGGUAUAAGUCCAACGAUCUGGUUUUUCGCGGUGGUGUUCUUAUUAUUCAAUACGCAUGGCUGGUAUUCUUAUCUAUGGCUUCCUUUCGUCCCAUUGAUUAUCGUCCUAUUGGUAGGAACAAAGCUACAGGUGAUCAUAACAAAGAUGGGGCUUAAAAUUCAGGACAGAGGAGAGGUAGUGAAAGGUGUCCCAGUGGUUGAACCGGGUGAUGACCUCUUCUGGUUCAAUCGCCCCCGCCUCAUUCUCUAUCUUAUCCACUUUGUUCUCUUUCAGAACGCCUUCCAACUCGCUUUCUUUGCAUGGACUUGGUUCGAAUUCGGGAUGAAAUCUUGCUUUCACGAGCACACUGAAGACGUGGUCAUCAAAAUCACAAUGGGAGUCAUCAUACAGUUUCUUUGUAGCUACGUCACUCUCCCUCUCUACGCCUUGGUAACACAGAUGGGUUCGACCAUGAAGCCCACCAUCUUCAACGAGAGGGUGGCUAUAGCUCUACGAAAAUGGCACCACACGGCGAGAAAGCAGAUAAAGCAGAACCAGAAGUCAGGAACGGCGACGCCCAUGCCCAGUAGGCCGACAACUCCUAGGCAUGGCUUUUCCCCGGUUUCUCUGUUGCAGAACCAACGCCGAAGUGAUGACGACAGCGUUCAGACAUCUCCAAGAUUCUCCAACUUCGACAACGAACAAUGGGAGGGUGAAGACACACCAUCCCCCUCCUACCACUACCACUACGGUGAACGGAGUUCGCACCAAAACUAUUUUGAUCACCAUGAACACCGUUUGGAUGAGCAGCAACCAGACGCCUAUGAGCAGAGUCCGCCCCCGCCUCCACCUAUCCGCACUCAACAUGAAAUCGACAUGGAUUCCGUCGAUUUCUCUUUCGCCAAAAGAUCUGCAUAAUGAAGUAAUAAUAUUACAUAUAGCAAAAGCAAAGCAACCAUAUACAGUUCCGACACGAUCGAUGGCGGCAGUGACUGAUCGAUGAUGAUGAGGAUUGACUGACGGCAAUGGCCAAUACCCAAUUAGGGAGAAGGAUAUUCGGCGGAACGAGAAACAACCCAACAGCUGGUCUUUGGUCUUUCCAAUACAAAUAUUGCAUCUGUAUCCGCUAUCCCUUUCUCGUAUAUAUACACUCCUCCUUCCAUCCAUCCCCAUAUUUUGCCGACCCAAUGAAUCAAUGAUGGAGCAUACUCGUUGUUAUAUGUUCAUUAUUUGUUUUACUUCAUAUAUCAAAUUUCUAUAUGCAUGCUAGUAUCUAAAUUGUACAGAAAUUGGGAAUUAUAUCCCAGCAAUGAAAUAAUAUAAUUAUGCCAA